AUGGGAGAAUACCUAAAGUUUAUAGCAUUGCCGGAUGUUGUGCCAUACUCGGGAAAAGAUAAAGAGUACCCGUUUGAACACUUUGUAGAAGCGUUCGAGUUGAAGUACCCUGGUCAAUACUGGGAAGACAAAGAGCGCUGUGCAUUAUUCAGAUCAAAGUUGGCGGGUAAAGCAAGGGCGCAAUAUGAGGCGCUAGCUAAAACAAAGAAGCGUAACUUCUACACAUUAGUGAAUGCGAUGAAAGAGGUGUGUGGGGAGAAAUCGCGAACCACCUCUAUGAUCAAAUUUCUCAUUGGGAUGAGUCCUGCCACCUACAAGAGGCCUUGGAAGGGACCCGGUAGCGAUAUGUACGAGCGGUUGAAAGACGCUGCGAUGAGGGCAGAGAGGAGACACCUGUCCUUGAAGAAUCGCAAAAGUACUGAGUUCUCGCAAACUACAGGGGUCACAAGCAGAGGACAAAGAAAUGUUCGAAGGAACUAUUUCAAAGAAAACGAUAUAUCGCAGAUCAAGGCGAAGAGCAGCGUUGAGCUGGAAGACAACGAAGACCGUAAAGGAAAUAAGGAACGCUUAAAGUGUUUCAAGUGCAAAAGUACAGGUCAUAAGGCGCGUGAAUGCAAGAACACGGCCACUAGUGAAGUAAGUCGUCCAAUGUCGUUAUCGGCACGAGUUCGUGGAGUGAAGUGCACCAAGGUCCACAGUAAACACGGACAUAUUCGAAACCGAUCUCCGCAUAUUUUUGGCAAACGAUCAAUCAUCGAGGUGACGAGAAAGGAAAGGUCCACUUGA
Ostertagia ostertagi is the source of this 786-nucleotide messenger RNA. The record is from the annotation of a GenBank genome assembly. Lineage: Eukaryota; Metazoa; Nematoda; Chromadorea; Rhabditida; Trichostrongylidae.